AUGAGAUACGGCGGCAUUGACUUGCGCGAUUACGGGAAGUGCACGACCAGCGGUGCUCUUGGCGACGAGCCAGGCGCUUCUCAUCACCAACUUCGGAGCUGCUCAUCGGGUACGAAUGCUGCUGGACUCGGGGGUAUUCCUCUAGCGGAUCCAGAUUUCUCAGUUCCGGAUGCGGUGGAUCUCAUACUGGGCGCAGAUGCAUACGGGAAACUGGUGCGUUCUCAAAUUCGACGCGGGUCUCCUGAGGAACCCAUCGCACAAAAUACGAUAUUCGGGUGGGCAAUAUUCGGGCCCUGCAACGAAGCUCACAAUUCGUCGGGUUGGGUACAGCAUGCCGCUGUCGAUCACGGGUUUCAGGCUCUCCAGGACCUCCUCGCGCAAUUCUGGGUGCAAGAGGAGGUGCCAGUGCAGUUCGGAUCGGAUCUCACACCGGAAGAGCAAGAAUGUGAGGCUCACUUCGUUGCUACACAUUCUCGGGACAAUUCGGGUCGAUAUAUCGUUCGGUUGCCUCUUCGGUCGUCCGCAAUCCAGCUCGGUCAGUCGUUUCAUACGGCGCACGCUUGCCUCAAUCGGCUCGUACGAAAGCUCGACCGGGACUCUCACUACAAGGGACUUUACGACACAUUUCUCGGGGAGUACGAGUCCCUCGGUCACAUGUCGCGGGUGCGGGACGACGAAGUCGGUCGGGAUCGGGUCUAUUAUCUCCCUCAUCACGGGGUCUUGACGACAAAACUUCGGGUAGUGUUCAACGGGUCGUGUAACACGGAUUCCGGGACCUCAUUAAACGAUCUCAUGCACACGGGCGCCAAAUUACAACGGGACAUUUCGGAUGUUCUCCUCUGGGCACGGCGCCACCGAUUCAUUUUCGCGACUGACAUAGUCAAAAUGUUUCGGCAAAUUCGGGUUCAUCGGGACGAUUGGGAUUUACAGCGAAUUCUUUGGGUGGAUGAAAACGGGAACACGGCUCAUUAUCACCUGACUACAGUCACCUACGGGACACGGUCAGCUCCGUUUCUCGCGGUACGGGUGCUGCUCCAACUGGUAGCAGACGAAGGGGAGAAAUAUCCGGCCGCAGUCGCUCCUCUUACAAUGGGGCGAUAUGUGGACGAUAUUUACGGGGGGGCUGACCAAAUUUCGGAACUUCUCACCCAGGCGCGACAUCUCAUCGGGAUUUGCACGGCGGGCGGCUUCCCGCUGGCAAAAUGGCAGAGCAACAGUCCGGCUUUACUCACAAAUCUGGGGUUCGGGUCGAGUCCAGAGGAUUCACGCUCAUUCGACGAGUGCGAAACAAAAGUUCUCGGGCUCGCAUGGUUUCCGGGGCCGGACGUCUUCAAAUUCACCUCACUUCCGUACACGGGCGGGCAAAGCAUCACCAAACGGGUCAUACUCUCGGAAAUUGCUCAGAUCUACGAUCCUCUCGGGUUCCUCUCACCGGUGGUCAUUCGGGCAAAAAUCCUUCUACAACGGUUGUGGCUGGAAAAACUCGCUUGGGACGACCCCGUAUCCACGGAGGUCGGAAAAUCAUGGGUCACAUUCCGUCACGAUCUGGCUCACCUCGGGAACAUCGCGGUUCCGCGGUGGCUCAACAUGACCUCGGAUUCCACCGUCGGGAUUCACGGGUUCUCUGACGCCUCACAGUUGGCAAUGGGUGCGGUCGUGUACGUUCGGGUUACGGGUCCGGGAAAGAGCACCAGAACCGCGCUGGUCUGCUCGAAAACGAAAGUCGCGCCGAUCAAACGGCUCACCAUUCCGCGGUUAGAGCUCGCCGCCGCGUUAUUGGUCGCCAAACUCGCGAAAUACGUUCGGGAUACGUUGCAACUCCGGGAUUCGCGGGUAUAUCUGUGGACGGACUCCACAGUCACGCUUACAUGGGUCACCUCUCAUCCUUCACGAUGGAAGGAUUUCGUUCGGAAUCGGGUAUCCUCAAUUCAAGAGCUCAUUCCUCAGGGUCAAUGGAGAUUCAUUCCCGGGCGGGACAAUCCGGCGGAUUGUGCUUCACGGGGACUAACCGUCUCUCAGCUCGAGCAAUUUCAAUUAUGGUGGAACGGGCCACACUGGUUAGUCAAAUCAUCCUCACAUUGGCCAACUCAUUUCACCGGGACGGCAGAUUCAGCGGCGCUCGAAGAGCGGCCAGGUCUUACGCUCACUGUCUCAACGCAACCCUCACCGGUCUUCGACCUCAUUCAUCGGUAUUCCUCCCUCACCAGGCUGUUGAGAAUUACUUCAUUACUUUUCAAGGCGCUUACAAACCUGAAAGGUGCGGGUCAGGAUUCAUCGGGCUCACUCCUCACACCGGGAGACCUGGAACACUCACAACAAUACUGGGUCAAGGCAAUUCAAGGGGCCUACUUCGCGACGGAGCUCAAGAUUCUCUCGGCGGGUCAAACGCUUCCGAAGUCGCAUCCAUUCACACGGCUUACGGCGUUUAUUGAUUUUCACGGGACCAUACGGGUGGGGGGACGGUUGAAGCUCUCAGCCUUACAACCUGAGAGCAAACAUUCAGCCAUCCUCCCGCGGGACUCACCACUCACGCGUCUACUCAUCUCGGACGCUCACACGCGCACGCUACACGGGGGGACGCAGGCAACUCUGGCGUUUCUGCGCCAGCGGUACUGGAUAAUCGGAGGUCGGGCCCCGGUUCGUUCCUUCAUACUGCGAUGCGUGCAUUGCGCGCGCCUUCGGGCGCAUCGGGCACAGCAGCUCAUGGGCCAGCUGCCUUCAACACGGGUCACUCCAGCACGGGCUUUCUUAUUCACCGGCGUUGAUUACGCCGGGCCAGUCUCUCUCAGGAGCUGGCGGGGACGCGGGCACAAGACUUACAAAGGCUGGCUGUGCAUUUUCGUCUGCUUCACCACUUCGGCGAUGCAUCUCGAGGUCGUAACUGACGCCACCACUGACACAUUCAUCGCUGCAUUCCGCCGUUUCACCGGGAGACGGGGUCACGUGCAUACACUGUACAGUGACUGCGGAAAGAAUUUUCAAGGCGCGGAUGCAGAGCUACGGAGACUUUUCAACGGCGGGACUCGUGAAUCGCAACAGCUGGCGCAGUUACUGACCAACGACGGGACAAAGUGGGUUUUCAACCCCCCGGGCGCACCUCAUAUGGGCGGGAAAUGGGAAGCAGCGGUGAAAUUGGUCAAGUUUCACCUUCGGCGGACGCUUCGGGAGACCAGCCUCACGUUCGAAGAACUUACAACUCUUCUUACGCAAAUCGAGGCUGCGCUCAACUCACGACCGCUGCAACCACUCUCGGAAGAUCCGGACGAUCUCUCCGUACUCACCCCCGGGCACUUCCUCAUCGGGGACGCACUCACGGCUAUACCUGAGCCAUCACUUCGGGAUGUGAACCUCACUCGGCUGGCACGGUGGCAACUCAUCCAGGAACGGGUCCAAUACUGUUGGGAGCAUUGGUCAUCGGGUUAUCUCCAGCAGCAGCAAUCCAUCUCCAAAUGGCAUCACCCCUCUCACCAAAUCCGGGUUGGUACAAUGGUGCUGCUGACUGACGAGAGUCUACCUCCGCUCAAAUGGCCACUGGCACGGGUGGUCGAGGUUCAUCCGGGACCGGACGGGCUCAUUCGGGUCGUCACCAUUAAGACGGCGACCACGACACUCAAGAGGCCGAUCGCCAAACUAGCGGUCCUGCCAAUUCAUCCGGGAGAUUAA
Molecule: messenger RNA, 3663 nt
Organism: Venturia canescens
Lineage: Eukaryota; Metazoa; Arthropoda; Insecta; Hymenoptera; Ichneumonidae
Exons: 2
Coding region: 1-3663 (1220 amino acids)
Biological process (GO): DNA integration
Molecular function (GO): nucleic acid binding
Source: RefSeq, a predicted model, not a curated record